Cololabis saira (Pacific saury) is the source of this 4189-nucleotide messenger RNA. RefSeq names its product activating transcription factor 2 (gene atf2). Gene Ontology annotation, molecular function: DNA-binding transcription factor activity, RNA polymerase II-specific; cAMP response element binding. Bases 859 to 2496 code for a protein of 545 amino acids. Gene Ontology annotation, biological process: regulation of transcription by RNA polymerase II. The transcript is spliced from 12 exons. The record is from RefSeq and is a predicted model, not a curated record. NCBI's taxonomy places the organism in Eukaryota, Metazoa, Chordata, Actinopteri, Beloniformes, Belonidae.
GUUAAAUAAUGGGUUUCUAUAUUUUCUUGCACCCCUGCAAGUUUAAAAAGACGUAAGUAGUGAUAAUUAGACAUUUUUGUAUGAUACCUACUAUCCUCGGCUCAACUUUUUAACGCUCAAAAGUGGAGAUGGCUUCAGCAGCAAUGGUUAAUAUCUCCUGUUAGGACUUAAGUCCUGGUUUUGAAUACAUUUAGGUGCCGAUUGAACUACUGAUUUUUCUUUUAAGCAAAAGUCUUCAGCUUUGCAUUGGUUCCAGAUGAAAAUGUAGUUAAAGAUUAACAAGAUGUACAUUGAUAAAGUCCACGUGAUAAAAAAAAAAAAUCUAUAUUGUGUUACUAAUAAAUCCAAUAUGUUAAUGAGAAAUAACGGUAAGAACGCUUUAAGAUCUAUAUUCAAGAUCUUUGCUAGAUUGGUCACAAAGUCCCUUCAUAGUGUGCUGAAAUAAAGCUACCAGUUUAGCUUUUUUUUUUUUAAAAGCAAUAAUUUAAGAAGUUAGUUAUAUAAGCUCAAGCUGAAACCAUAACACGUAUACACGUGUCGAUCAUUUCCCCAAAAAGUCGGGUAAGGGUUUUAUUUAUAAUCAGAUUUGACUUCUGCCCGAGAACACGUGACGUCCCCGGAAGACGAGCGAGGAGUCGCUCUCGCGAUACUUGAGUGCGGGAUUUUGUACAUCAAGGGUUGUGGCUGAGAGAGAGGUAAGUGAGCACCUAAACUGAUGGCGAAAUGUGUGCGAAGAUGUGUUAAAAGGCAGCAUUUGUAGGACUGAGGUACUCCAGAUCCAAGCAAUAAAUAUACCUAGAAAUAUACGUUCAUCCUCAUUCCGUUUGCGAUGAUAUUUAGGUCCUAAUAUGGCGACGGAUGUAUGUUAACGCAGGGCUCGGGCUAUUGCAUGGAGGAGACUGGAACAGGGCGAAGAAACAGGAAUUUCUUAAUAUGAGUGAUGAUAAACCUUUCCAAUGUACUGCUCCAGGAUGUGGACAGAGAUUCACAAAUGAAGACCACUUGGCCGUCCACAGACACAAACAUGAGAUGACACUGAAGUUUGGUCCAGCAAGGACUGACAACCUUGUAAUUGCAGACCAAACUCCUACACCUACUCGCUUUUUGAAAAACUGCGAGGAAGUCGGCCUCUUCAAUGAACUUGCGAGUCCUUUUGACCACGACUUCAAAAGAGCAACUGAAGAUGACAUUAAAAAGUUACCCCUGGAUUUGUCACCUCUUGCUACGCCUGUCAUACGCAACAAAACUGGGGAAUCUCCUGCUAUAGAUGUACAUCGGGGCAGCCCUCUGCCUCAUCCCGAGUCCACUACAAACGACGAUAAGGACUUAUCUUUGCAGCCAGCCUCACUGCCAACAUCCACUAUAGUCCAUCCUGCAUCCCUCCAAGUUCCCAAUGUACUUCUAGCAACCACAGAGGCUAAUGUUGUAAUACAGCAAGCGCUCCCAUCGCCAACAUCUAGCUCUGUUAUUACCCAGGUCCCAUCCACUAAUAGGCCUAUAGUCCCGGUGUCCGGCACCUUCCCCGUGCUCUUACAGCUGCCUAACGGCCAGACCAUGCCUGUUGCUAUACCUGCGUCUAUUACAAGCUCAAGUGUACAUAUUCCCACUACAAUCCCUCUUGUCAGACCUGUCACCGUAGUGCCUAGCGUCCCUGGAAUCCCCGGACCUCCCUCGCCACAGCCGCCGCCCGCCCAGACAGAAGCAACACUGAAACUGAAAGCCACGUUAAGCCAGCAGCUUCCUCAGGUAACCAACGGAGACGGUGACGAGAUCCAGAGCAGUGCCAUAACUCACACGGCUGCUCCUGCUUCUCCGGCUCCGACGACGGCCCCGCCGACUCCGAGCCCGGCCGCAGUGCUGACUCCGGCUCCUCACCUACCCACAACCGAGGAACCAUCCACACAUUCCCUUCAGCAGCCAGCCACCUCCACCACGGAGACACCUGCUUCUCCGGCGCCCCCUGCUCCAAACCCUCCAAGCACAGGCGGCCGGCGGCGCAGAUCCACAAACGAAGACCCCGACGAGAAGCGUCGCAAGUUCCUGGAGCGCAACAGGGCUGCCGCUUCCCGCUGCAGGCAGAAGAGGAAGGUUUGGGUCCAGUCUCUGGAGAAGAAGGCCGAGGACCUGAACUCCAUGAACGGAUCACUACAGAGUGAAGUCACCCUGCUGCGAAACGAAGUGGCUCAGCUGAAGCAGCUUCUCCUGGCUCAUAAAGAUUGCCCUGUAACCGCCAUGCAGAAGAAAUCUGGCUAUCACAUCUCUGACAAAGAGGAGAGCUGCGAGGAGAUGUCGGUCCCCAGCAGCCCCCAGAACGAGGCCAUCCAGCACAGCUCCGUCAGCACCUCCAACGGGGUCAGCUCCUCUUCCACGACUCCGGCCGUCUCCACCCCGUCCAGCGCCGCCUCCGCCUCCGCCGCGGCCGCGUUAACUCAGAGCACAGAGGAGAGCCAGGCACACAGCGGCGGCGCCGCCCAGUCCCAGCCGUCAGGGAGCUGAUCGUCCCAACCUGUGCCCGAGCAUCCGUGCCGGAGCACCGCCGCCUCUCCAUCAUCUCUGAAAGAACAGAGGAAAGGGAUUCUCUUGAAGCUCCAGUUCAGACUGUACAGCUUUUAAUUUAUUCUCGACUGCGUUCUUUUGUGUUUGUCGUCCUUUUUCGUUCUUCAUAGGCAACGCUUUGAAAAGAUGCAACGUUUUCUCUGAAAUCGGUGAAAACAAAAGAACAGGCACUUUAGGUGUAGGACGUAGAAGAUUAAGAUGUGGUUCUUAACUGUUUUUGUAUUUGUGUGACUUUAUUUAUUGACAUUAUUUGUAUAUUUUUAUUUGAAAGCAGUCAGCUGAAGCGGUCGAUCAUUGAAUUGUUGGAAACUUUACCAAAGUGUGUUGUGGCUCAUUCGAAGUCCAGUUUCUCUCUUUGGGUUUCAUGACUUUCUUUCUUUAAAGCACUAUCUUUUGAAUGAAGUUCCUGAAGGACAAGACACUUUGAUUUGUAAUUUGCUUUCGUUCCAUUUUGCACAUAUUUGAGGGACGACGGGUUUAGUUUUUACGAGUCCAUCAAACACCGGCAGCUUUUUACGAGUAUGUUCGGAGACUGUCACGUGACGCCACAGCUUUUCUGCUGUAGUGGCGUCGCACACUCUGAAUGUCUGAGCUCACCUCCGCAUGUAACCCUGGUCUGACGGAGGUGAGCCGCCUGGAUACGCGUGUUAUUUCGUUUACAUUCCAUCCGUAGUCUGAUUGUUCCUGAAGCAGUGAUUGUAGGGUUGCAGUACCUUUUUUCUUUUUUUUGUUUCCCAUCUCAGUGACGUUGGCUUCAUUCAGUGCCAUUAAUGUUUUUUGUACAAACAGAUUUCUGUACAUUUUUAAAGCGGAUUAGCUUGAGUUAAUUGCUGUUCUCUCAGAUUUAAAGGGCCUCAUGAACAUAAACUGCUCCUCGCUUCGUCUACCAUCUUUGCUUUAUAGGUGACUCUUUAUGGCUUCAGCGUCCAACGCCGAACAUUUAAGGACAUUAGGCUGUUUUCAUUAGUGCAAUUCUAAACAUCAUUUUUAGAAGACAUUUGUAAAUUGCAUCAAUGAUACAUCGUACGUGAUCCUUCUUGAUAUUAUGUAUUUUGUUUUUUUUGUAGGAUUGUCUGGAUUCAGUAGGUGAGCCCUGUUUUGAUCACAUUGACUCUGUUAGCAGUUAAAAACAGUCUCUUCCUGACUCCGUAGGUCGUCAUGUACCAUGAAAAACGUUCGGAUGUGAACUGGCAUCACAUCUUGUACAUUAGAGGGACACUACUACCACAGCUCCUUUGAGAAAUGUGAAUUUUCAUCACUGAAAUAUUUGUAAGAAACAAACCAUAUCCUUGAAGUCAGUUUGCCUUUUCUUCUUAGUCUGUACUGGCUUACUACUGUGUAGUUUUACAAAACGGCUAACGCAUUGUUUUCUUAAGAUAAAAUGUGAUUUUUAAAGUUUUGCUGUUAUGUGCUAUCUGCAUGAGAUAACAGUUCUCUGCGAGAAUUUGAUUGUUUAUUUAAUAAUGUCUCAACUAAGGAAAAUAAAAUGAAGCAAGUUGUUAUGACUUGAGUUGUGAAAGCUUUGGUGAUUUGUUUUACCCUGGCUCAACCGCUGAAAAUGGGGUGUGAUACUGUGUUGAAAGUGUACUUGUGACGUGAAAGUUGUGUAUAAAAUUUGAAUUAAGUUGUUGUA